Emiliania huxleyi CCMP1516 is the source of this 1716-nucleotide messenger RNA. RefSeq lists its product as hypothetical. The transcript is spliced from 7 exons. Lineage: Eukaryota; Haptophyta; Isochrysidales; Noelaerhabdaceae. The record is from RefSeq and is a predicted model, not a curated record. Bases 1 to 1716 code for a protein of 571 amino acids. Gene Ontology annotation, molecular function: chromatin binding.
AUGCGCGUCACCUCGGAUGGGCUGCUGGCACUCUCGAGGCUAUGCCUACACAGCCUCGCGCGCAUGGGCAGUCAAGAGGGACCAUGCACCUUCUCAGGACAGCGCCGGGUCUCGCAGGGAAAGGGCCAUCAAGUAAACACAGGGACCGGGCUGAUCACGCCUGGGGCUGUGUGGCUUGUGCUGAUCAGAGGCAGUCGCUAUGUCCCAGACAGUGGAGGCGCCUGGAUCGCCGCUGUGCUGCAGGUCGGCGGCCGCCAAUACUCCGUCUUUGAGGGCGUCUUCCUGCGGCCGUUCCCAAAGGCGCCUCCGUGGCUGGCGCGGAUUGAGGAGAUACGACCGCGCAUCGGCGGCAACAACAAGGUGCAGUACUGGCUGGCCGUCCGCUGGUUCUACCGCCGCUCCGACCUCGCGCCCUCCACGACGCACCGCCGCCCGAGGUGCGACGACGAGGGCAAGGAGGUGUACCUCGCCACGGGCAAGCUCGACGAGGUCUGCAGCAGCACCAUCGCCGGGCCGGCGCGCAUCCUCUGCGCGUCGGAUGCGCCAAACUAUGCCGCGCUGGCCGACGAGGCUGCGGCUGCCUGCGCUGCCGCCGGAUGCGUGGGACGGUCCCUCACCGCUGCCAAGCUUGACCGGCAGUGGCCGCCGUUCACGGACGUGUCGGGCGUGCAGCGGCGCGAGUUCACCGCGGUGAUCCCGCCGCCGGGCGACCGCUACGCGGGCGAGGGCUGCGCGCGGUGCGAGGUUGAGGGCUGCGACCGGCGCGGCGCAGUCUUUCACCUCAAGAACCUGCUCACGCACUCGCAGCCGCGCGGUGGGCAGCCGUCGCGCAACUUCACCGGCGAGGACGGCCGCUUCAUCUACUACCGCGGCAUGCGGCUCUCCUUCAUGUGCGGACAGGUGCUUCUCGUGCGGCGGCUGAACCUGAGCCAGAACCCGGCGCGCAACGUCAAGUUCCUCGGCAACCUGCAGGGGACGGAGGGCGAGUGGGGCGGCGCGCUGCACGCCGCCUCCGAGCGCGCGCACGCCGCCGGCCUCGUGCUGCUCAUGGCGCGGCAGUACUCGGACCUCAACGUCUCGCGCCCGGGCGGGCUCGACUCGAACCACUGCCUGCACCUCUUCAACCACUUCCGGCCGCCCGACAAGAAGAUGAUCUCCAAGUGGGAGACGUACUUUCCGGUCGCGCUCCACCGCACCUACGACCGCCUCGUGCGCCAGCCCCUCGCCAUCGCCGCCGAGCAGCUCUCGACGCUCUCGUUCGAGACGCUGUUUGACGCGCUACGCGAGAAGGAGCUGCGGCGCGCUGCGGCGGCCAGGGACCCGCGCCGCCGGUGGCUGCUGCUCGUCACGCGGCGGUGGCGCUCGCGGACGGCGCUCGUGGUCGACGACUCCGUCCUCGCGCGCUACCGCGACGGGCGCGAGUGGUACCGCGGCGCGCUGCAGGCGGUGCACGGCGACGGCACGGCAGACGUCCGGUACGAGGACGGCGACUUUGAGCGUCGGGUGCCCGCGGAGCGGAUCCUGUCGGCGGAGCGAGAGGAGGGGGAGUGGGAGUAUGCGGUGGCGGCGCCCGACGAGACCAAGGCGGACUCGGAGCAGCGCCACCCGUGGUGGCCCGCUUCGGAGCACUUUGUCGCCUUUGUGGAGGAGAGCGCGAGCGCGCGCGCGCGAGAGAGGUGUGUGCCCCUUCUCACUCGCGCCUCCACCGGCUGGUAG